GCCUGCUGAAAGUCAAGCCUUCUAAGCAACUAUUCAUCCUCAUCUCUCUGCUGACUCUGGCCCCGUUCAACUCCGCCGUUCUGAACUGCUCCCAGCCGACUCCAACUUCACUGCUGAGCUCCCUAAAGCCAGUGUUUGAGCUGAACGCCAUUCGACCUGUAAUAAAUAUGUCGGUCCCAACCCAAGUUAGAAUUUCCUUCACUCUCUUUGGCAUUUUGGGAGUAGAUGAGAAGUCCCAGGUACUGACAACUUUCAUUUGGGAAUCUUUAGAGUGGAAAAACGAAUUUACUAUUUGGGACCCAGUGGAAUGUGGCGUUGAAUGGAUUGCAGUUGCACGAAACCUUCUCUGGGUGCCAGAUAUCGUCAUCAACGAGUUCAUGGAGAAGAACUUAGCACCAAGCGUCCCGUACACCUACCUUCAUUUCAGUGGUGUUGUUUAUGAUAGCUUGCCUGUCAGAGUUGUGAGCUCCUGCAGUCUCAACAUCUACCUGUUUCCAUUUGAUAUUCAAACUUGCACUUUCACUUUCAAUUCCUACGUACACCUCAGUAAGUACAAACUAUGUUGACUAUAAAGCAGAGAAUAGAUGAGUUUUAUCCUCAUUAUCAUUAUUUAAAGGCAUCUGCUAAGCUAAGUUCAUUAUAUGAGCUACUUCUCA
Xiphophorus hellerii (green swordtail) is the source of this 656-nucleotide messenger RNA. RefSeq names its product 5-hydroxytryptamine receptor 3A-like. Gene Ontology annotation, biological process: monoatomic ion transmembrane transport. Bases 168 to 566 code for a protein of 132 amino acids. Gene Ontology annotation, cellular component: membrane. Gene Ontology annotation, molecular function: transmembrane signaling receptor activity; extracellular ligand-gated monoatomic ion channel activity. The transcript has 5 exons. The record is from RefSeq and is a predicted model, not a curated record. Lineage: Eukaryota; Metazoa; Chordata; Actinopteri; Cyprinodontiformes; Poeciliidae.